AUGAGUGACGACUUUGAGGAAACAUGGAGAGGAUUAUACGCUCCCGUAAUAAGAUACUGGGGAGUAUACGUCAGACUCUACGCUCAAAAGAACGAUUCCUCAAUAGUAGAGGGUUACUGGGACCGCAGCGGGAAAAAAUGGACGUUUAAAGAAGUUGUCCCCGCCGGAAUUGCCGGCCUACCAACCGCAGGUCUAGCCGCAACAAUGGUUGGACAGGAAGAAACCCAUCUAUUCUUCGUCGAUAACGAGGGUCGAAUCCGUGAAAUUGGAAUUCAUGGGAACUAUGGGGAUAAACCAAAACCGGGGCCUUUGGAUAAAUUGAGGUUGAAAACUAGUCGGCCUAUAAGCGUUGUGCCAUUGAACCAGCAUAGGGCCGCUAAUGAGAUGGCCUCCAACAUCCUCCGAGAAUACAAAUGGAACUCCUGCGGCCACGAAAAAUGGGAACCAACCCACUCCUUCAAAUGGACCGACUUCGGUCCCCUAACCGCCGACGUCAAAUUUGUCAACAUGUCAAAAUGGAUGUCCCCGUCCAACGAACUAUCAAUUCGAGGCUUCUACCAAAACUCAGAAGGUUACCUCGUCGAACUUCGCUAUGAUGAUGGUUUUUGGGGUACGGGGUUUUUACAUCAGAAGGUUCCUAUUACGGAUCCUCCCAGCUCUGUGGCGUUUACACCUAUAGCGAAUGAUUUGUAUACUGCACCGAAGUUGGCGGUAUUUUAUAAGCAGGAUAAUAAGGUUUAUCAGAUGAAGAAGGAAGGAAGGGAUGGGUAUUGGUAUGGUCCUUAUGAGCAGACUACGGACGAAGAAGUGGAGAAGGGGAAUAUUGCGGGUGUAGGAGCUUUGACUGAACAUCAAGAUCAGCAUCUUUUCAUUUCGGAGAAGGGGAAUAAGUUUGUUCAUCGUUAUCAAAUAUUGGGUGGAUCUUGGGCAAAGGAGGUCGUUGAUUUUAAUGAUUGA
Molecule: messenger RNA, 957 nt
Organism: Orbilia oligospora ATCC 24927
Lineage: Eukaryota; Fungi; Ascomycota; Orbiliomycetes; Orbiliales; Orbiliaceae
Exons: 4
Coding region: 1-957 (318 amino acids)
Source: RefSeq, a predicted model, not a curated record